AUGAGCCCACCGGGGCCGAAAGUGAAGCUGCCAGAAAGAGGGAUCAGCUGUCCACUGAGGUUCCCGGGCACAGUGGUGAAGAAGCACGGUGGCUGCCACUCACCUGAGUUCGAUCCCGGGUACCUGCCUCAAGUUUACAACGAGGAGGGCCACUGCGAGACAGCGGACACCCUCAGUUCUCUGGCCUUCAGUGAGCACGAACUGCCCCCCAACGUGCUGGACGGCUUGGGCUCUACAGUGACCGCGCUAGAAGGGCAACUGUAUCCUGAGUCAGGUCUUCCUUCCUGA
Orycteropus afer afer is the source of this 288-nucleotide messenger RNA. NCBI's taxonomy places the organism in Eukaryota, Metazoa, Chordata, Mammalia, Tubulidentata, Orycteropodidae. The record is from RefSeq and is a predicted model, not a curated record.